Molecule: messenger RNA, 661 nt
Organism: Arachis stenosperma
Lineage: Eukaryota; Viridiplantae; Streptophyta; Magnoliopsida; Fabales; Fabaceae
Exons: 4
Coding region: 101-646 (181 amino acids)
Biological process (GO): negative regulation of ceramide biosynthetic process; intracellular sphingolipid homeostasis; ceramide metabolic process
Cellular component (GO): endoplasmic reticulum membrane
Source: RefSeq, a predicted model, not a curated record
AACAAAAUUUAUUUAGUAGGUUGGAAAUUGAAUCCGCAACCAACAAGAGAAGAAGAAUAUCAUUGAUUGAUCUGAAUCAGAGAGAGAGAGAGAGAGAGAGAUGGCUAAUCUGUAUGUGAAGGCGGUGCCACCGGCGGAUCUGAACAGGAACACGGAGUGGUUCAUGUAUCCAGGGGUGUGGACCAGCUACAUCCUCAUCAUCUUCUUCGCAUGGCUUCUCGUCCUCUCCAUCUUCCACUGCACCCCCGGCAUCGCCUGGACCAUCAUCAACCUCGCCCAUUUCGCCAUUACGUAUCACUACUUCCACUGGAAGAAAGGAACCCCGUUCGCGGAGGACCAAGGGAUCUACAACCAGCUGACGUGGUGGGAGCAGAUUGACAGCGGCAAACAGCUCACUCGUAACCGCAAGUUCCUCACUGUUGUCCCCGUCGUUCUGUACCUCAUUGCGUCGCACACAACUGACUACCGACACCCCAUGCUGUUGUUCAACACCCUCGCUGUCAUUGUCCUCCUCAUUGCCAAGUCCCCCAAUAUGCACAAGCAGCGGGGCAUUAUUCAUAAGCAAAUACUGUGGAUUCCAUCUGAGCCUCCAAAUGGGCGCGCGCCACUCCAGCUCUUUAAUUUGUUCAUCCCUCAUUCAAAUUAAAUUGGUCUUAUCUUU